Parasteatoda tepidariorum (common house spider) is the source of this 1445-nucleotide messenger RNA. Its product is annotated as transmembrane protein 53-A. The record is from RefSeq and is a predicted model, not a curated record. Lineage: Eukaryota; Metazoa; Arthropoda; Arachnida; Araneae; Theridiidae.
AUUCGAAAUUCCUUUUCCUGUUCUCUCAAAAACAAAACUAACCGGUGUUACGCUCAACACAUCACCAUAGCCUCGGGAUAUUUAUAUUUGUGGACAGUUUCAAUUGUCCUUAAAUAAAUUUAGAAUGGAUGAUGAUUUCGAAUAUUACGUUACAUUUCCUGUUAUCGCAGAACCUGUUGUUAAAAGAGAGCCAGUAGUUAUUUUAUUUGGCUGGGCCGGUUGUGUUGAUAGAUAUUUAGCAAAAUAUAGUGAAAUUUAUCAGAAAAAAGGAUGCACUACAAUUCGUUACAUAGCUUCACCCAAUAUCAUUUCUCCCCGUGUUCUUGAUGAAAAGAAGAUCAUUAACCUUGCUGGAAAUGUCAUUAAUCUUCUGUUUGAUAUGAAAUUUGACAAGCACCCUAUAUUCUUUCAUACUUUCAGUAAUGGUGGAGCUACAGUAUAUAGAUAUGUUUCUGAAGAAAUUAGGAAAAAUCAUCCAAAUGAUUUCAAAAUCAAAGGCUGCAUUUUUGACAGCUGUCCUGCUAAAGUGAGAGUGAUGGGUUUUGUUAGAGCUACUCUGGCCAUGACUGAUGGUAACAUCAUAAAACGGUACGCAGCCGCUAUCAUGGCCGUAUUCCGAGCCACAAUCGCCGGUCUCUAUAGUGCAUUGUUCAGAUUUUUUACUGGUAAGUUUACCACCUACAGAGUCUGGAAUGCAUUGCUGGAAGAGCCCAACGUUUGCCCCCAGUUGUUCCUCUUCUCGAAGAAUGAUCUCGUCUGCUGCUGGGAUACCAUCCAAGAGUUUGCCGAUCUCCGGAAGAAGAUAGGAGUUGUCACAAAAACAGUUUUGUUUGAAGAAUCUGAACAUGUCAAGCACAUGAUCAUGUAUAGAGAUGAAUAUCUAAAACAUGUUUACGAGUUCAUAGAUGAUUAUACCUGUGAUGAUACGGUGGGUGAUAACUAAAAUACUUUUAGCAAAGUUAAGGUUUAUUUUAGAUGCCUCCUCUAUUUAUUUUCAUCUAGAUGCUUACGCCAUUGUUAUGCGGAAUAUACACUGAGCAGUAAAGUGCAUUGCAUAUCAUUUUGCACAUUUGAUCUCGGUAUCUGUCUCUGCAAUUUUACAUUUGUAAUCUAGGUUGUAAACAAUGCAUUUAUGUUAUGCAUUUUUUCAUUUUAUGUAGUAUAUAGGCAAACACAUUUAUGUUGCAGAUGUAGGUCUUCAUUUUAAAAAAUGAUGCGAGGUCAACAUGAAAAUGUUGUUAUAAAUUAUUUAUUUUCAGUAAAAUUUGUCAGUAUUUUAAAAUUUAUUUAAGACUCGUGUUUAUAAAUGUUAUUUAUUGUCAUUGAUUUUAAAAUCACUAAAGGACAGUGCAGAGGCUAUAGGGCAAAAUUGAUGAAUUUUAUUAGUUGAAAACAUCAUACACAAUGCAUAAAUUUCACAUAACCUGUUUGGAGAGAUCAGGAAA